Molecule: messenger RNA, 3784 nt
Organism: Drosophila bipectinata
Lineage: Eukaryota; Metazoa; Arthropoda; Insecta; Diptera; Drosophilidae
Gene: dia
Product: diaphanous related formin 1
Biological process (GO): actin filament polymerization; actin cytoskeleton organization
Cellular component (GO): actin filament
Molecular function (GO): actin binding; small GTPase binding
Source: RefSeq, a predicted model, not a curated record
CUGUAAUUUUAUUCCGAUCGCCGAGCAGAACGCUGUAUUUCAAUGUACGAGAAUUUUGCGCAUUUUUUCGGCCGGGCUGUGGAAACGAUCUAUACGUGCCAAGUGGAUAGUGAAACGAUAAAGCCAAAUCGUUUAGAUAGCAAUAUAGCCGAAAUCCGGUUGUAUUUCAUGUAUCAUCCGCGGGUGCAGAGUAGCAACAAGUGGUGGCACAAACAAAAUCAACUGAAAAAAUGUCUCGUCACGAAAAAACCAAGUCCACGGGUGGUGGCAUCUUGGAGAGUCUCUUUGGAAGACCCUCAAAAUCGAAGGGAGGAAGCAUCAACAGUGGCACCCUCACCCAUGGCGGUAGGCCCGUAUCCUCCGAGAACGAUCCCGUCCAGGGUGUGGAGGACUGGAAGGAGUAUAUUCAGAGCCUCAGCGAGGAGGAGAUAAAUGCCAAGUUUCUGGAAAUCAUCGAUGACAUGAACAUACCGAAGGACAAGCGGGAACCGUUGCUGGCCAAGACAAAGUCACAGCGUCAGGAUAUGAUAUUGUGGCAUCUAAAAGGCAAGAACUCACUGGAGCGCAGCGCCAACUCCCGCUUCGAGAAGCCCUCGGACUACGUGGAAUACCUGCAGAAUGGAGAGCACAGCGAGCACAAGGUUUACCAGUGCGUGGAAUCGCUUCGCGUGGCCCUCACCAGCAACCCGAUCUCGUGGAUCAAGGAGUUCGGGGUGUCGGGCAUCGGUCAGAUCGAGAAGCUAUUGUCGCGCUCCAAAAAGGAUCGCACCUCGGACAGGAUCGAGUUUGAGGCGAUUCGAUGCCUGAAGGCUAUCAUGAACAAUACCUGGGGCCUGAAUGUCGUCCUCAAUCCGGAUCAGCAUAGUGUGUUGCUGCUGCUGGCCCAGUCCCUGGAUCCCCGCAAGCCGCAGACCAUGGGCGAGGCUCUCAAGUUGUUGGCUUCAUUCUGUCUAGUCAACGAGCGAAAUGGCUACGAGAAGGUGCUGAGAGCCAUUACCACCAUAGCAUCCACCUCCUUCAAGGCCAGCGAGCGCUUCCGUCCGAUUGUGGAUGCCCUGUUCGUGACAGACAAGGCGGAUCCUAAGAAGGAACUGGCCUGCCACAGCUUGAUUUUCAUCAACACCCUCACGAACACGCCCACGGACCUGAACUUCCGGCUGCAUCUGCGCUGUGAGAUUAUGCGAAUGGGUCUCUACGAUCACCUGGACGACUUCAACAAAAUAGUGGAGGCCAGCAACAACGAUGCACUGCAGGAUCACUUCAAGAUCUUCAACGAAAGCCGCGAGGAUGACUUCGAGGAGUUUGUCCAGCGCUUCGAUAGUGUCACCUUCAACAUGGACGAUGCCACGGACUGCUUCGAGGUGCUGAAGAACCUGGUCACCGACACCACAUCCGAGCCCUACUUCCUGUCCAUCCUGCAGCAUCUGCUGUACAUCAGAGACGACUUCUACUUCCGACCAGCCUACUACCAGCUGAUUGAGGAGUGCAUCUCGCAGAUUGUCUUCCACAAGGGUUACUGUGACCCCAAUUUCGAGAACAGGGACUUCAAAAUAGACACCUCGCUGCUGCUGGACGAGAUGGUGGAAAAGUCCAAGGCCAAGGAGGCCAAGAAGGCUGAGGAGUACGAGAAGAAGAUCGAGCUGCUGGUAAGCGCGAAGCAGGAGGCGGAAGCCAAGGCCGCUCAUCUCGAGGAGAAAGUCAAGCUGAUGGAGGCGAAUGGUGUGGCGGCUCCGUCGCCAAAUAAGUUGCCGAAAGUCAACAUACCCAUGCCGCCGCCACCGCCAGGAGGAGGCCCUCCACCUCCGCCCCCACCACCCAUGCCAGGUAGGGCGGGUGGCGGUCCACCACCACCUCCGCCACCUCCAAUGCCGGGUAUGGGUGGAGGACCACCUCCUCCGCCCCCCAUGCCCGGUAUGGGUAGGGGUGGACCACCGCCACCACCUAUGCCGGGUAUGAUGCGUCCUGGAGGCCCGCCACCACCGCCCAUGAUGCUGGUACCCGUACUUCCGCACGGUCUAAAGCCCAAGAAGAAGUGGGAGGUCAAAAAUCCAAUGAAACGGGCAAACUGGAAGGCCAUCGCUCCCAAUAACAUGUCGGAGAAGGCCUUUUGGGUCAAGUGCCAGGAGGAUAAGCUGGCCCAGGAGGAAUUCCUAGCCGAGGUGGCUAUGAAGUUCUCCUCCAAGCCGGUCAAGAAGGAGCAAAAGGAUGCAGUGGACAAGCCGACGACGCUGACCAAGAAGAACGUCGAUCUGCGCGUGCUGGAUGGCAAGACGGCCCAGAAUCUGGCCAUCAUGCUGGGUGGCUCCCUGAAACACCUGUCCUACGAACAGAUUAAGAUAUGUCUGCUGCGCUGCGACACCGCCAUCCUCUCGAGCAACAUCCUGCAGCAACUUAUCCAAUACCUGCCGCCUCCAGAGCAACUCAAGCGUCUGCAGGAGAUUAAGGCGAAGGGAGAACCCUUGCCACCAAUUGAACAAUUUGCAGCUACCAUAGGUGAAAUCAAACGUCUGUCGCCACGUCUCCAUAACCUGAACUUUAAGCUAACCUACGCGGACAUGGUGCAGGAUAUAAAACCGGAUAUUGUGGCUGGAACGGCGGCAUGCGAGGAAGUGCGAAACAGCCAGAAGUUCUCCAAGAUCCUGGAACUUAUUCUCCUGCUCGGAAACUACAUGAAUUCGGGUUCCAAAAACGAAGCGGCUUUUGGCUUUGAAAUCAGUUAUCUCACCAAGCUGACCAACACAAAGGACGCGGACAACAAGCAGACACUGCUACACUAUUUGGCUGACUUGGUGGAGAAGCGCUUCCCCGAUGCCCUCAACUUCUAUGACGAUCUCUCGCACGUGGACAAGGCGUCGAGGGUGAACAUGGAUGGCAUUCAGAAGUCGAUGCGUCUUAUGAACUCGGCUGUAAAGAAUCUGGAAACGGAUCUGCAAAACAAUAAGGUGCCGCAGUGCGAUGAUGACAAGUUCAGCGAGGUGAUGAGCAAGUUUGCCGAGGAGUGCCGCCAACAAGUGGAUGUGUUAGGCAAAAUGCAAUUGCAAAUGGAGAAACUGUUCAAGGACCUCAGCGAGUACUAUGCCUUCGAUCCCAACAAAUACACCAUGGAGGAGUUCUUCGCGGACAUCAAGACGUUCAAGGAUGCCUUCCAGGCGGCGUACAACGAAAAUGUACGCCAGCGCGAGGAGCUGGAGAGGAAGCGACGUUUGCAAGAAGCCCGAGAGCAAUCCAUUCGGGAGCAGCAGGAACGCCAGAAACACAAGACCGCCUUGGUGGACAUGGAUGGGCCGCAGACGCAGGAGGGCGUGAUGGACAGCCUGCUGGAGGCUCUACAAACGGGCUCGGCCUUCGGGCAGCGGAAUAGACAGGCCCGCCGCCAACGUCCGGCGGGUGCGGAACGGAGGGCCCAACUCAGUCGGAGUCGGUCGCGGACGCGGGUCAACAAUGGCCAGCUGAUGACCCGCGAGAUGAUCCUCAAUGAGGUGCUCGGCUCCGCGUAGUAUCGUUAGUCCAACCAUAUACAUAAAGAGCAAUUUCUUCCUCUGUACAUAUAUAAAUAGACAUCUGUAGCGAUCUAGGGCCUAGGACAUUAGCUAUGUAAAUCGAUGUAUCUGUAUCUAAGUGUGUUGCCUUGUUUACAUCUUAACUCAAAUGGCAUAUCCAUUAGGUUUAGACAAAUUCUGAAAUGCCGGCAGGUGAAACAGCUGCAAAGUGCAAAUUUUUAAUUUGUAUUAUCUUUUAUUUAUUUUUUUGUUUGUUUAAACAUGAAAUUGAAUUAAAAAUGUAA